AAGCACCUACAGUUCCCCAUGAAGUGCCAUUCACUAAAAUCACCUGUAACUUUUAUGGUUUCUCUCUGUCAACAACAACAAGAAAUUUUUGACUCGCACCUGAGCAAGAAGUUGGUGUCUACCCCUUUACCACUAUUGUUGAUUCAAGGUUCAUCUUUUUGAUCCUGGUUUCAUCGUUAUUUCUUUUAGAAAUCUAUUGGAGCCAAUUUCAAGCCUGUUGAUAACCAUUUUAUUUUUGUGCAUGAGCAUAAUUUCUAAAGACUACGCGUACGCUGUGCUGAGCUUUGUGAUCUCGUAGCGAUAGGAGAUAUCACAGUACUAUAAUCAGUUUUGAAGCUAUUGACGAGUACAGGAACAGGGAAAGAGAAGUUUUGAAAUAAUACGAAAAUGUCCUCCGCCCGUUGCACUUUUUCCCCCACGGGAGACAGUGCACCAGAGGUGGCAGGAAUUUCUGACGGGCCAAGUAGAACUCCCAGGAGCAGUUCUAGCUCGUCCUCAUCUGUUGUCCGGGGAGAUUAUCGGCAACACGCAGAACGACAAUGUGAAAUCCAUACAGCGAGGAUUUCUAACUCAACAGCGUCUAGUUCCAGUACAUCGUCUUCCGAAGGAGCAAGAAGUCGAACAGCCACAGCGUUCAGCUCCGGAGCGAUUUCUCAAAAAACCGGGGAGGCUGACUGUCAGUUUAUCGCUCGUCCUGCGAUAAGUGAAGCGGCAGCCGGAAUUACACGCAUCCGACAAUUCGGGGCGGAUCUGGCGAGGGCUGGAAGUUGCAGCUCUACUUCCAGUUGCUUCAAAAUCUUCGCAGCACACAGCUCACCCACAACGGAAAGCAAUAGAAUAAAACCGCACACGAAAAACACCUGGUCUUGUUGCACAACGAGAAGAAAAGAACCACGGACUACAGCUAUGUCGUUUUCAGAAGCUCACGCCGCACGACCGGCAGCAAUGACACAACAACAUGGACGCUUUUCGUUCAAAAUGAAAAGCAGUUUGGCCAGACUGUUCUGCGUUUACACCUCGUUUUUCUCCCUUUUAACGCAUGCGUUCGACGAACAAGAUCCCUGCAGACACCACGACUACCCCGACAUGGGUGUGGAGAACCCGCUCAAGGAUGGCCAGUUUGUCCACGCGCAGAUUGUCGCGAACAAGACACACAGGUACUCAGUACUAGCAUUGGGAGAUGGAGGAAGUUUUUUUUUGAGAUUCAGUGCACAGCAGGUGCGAAUGAUUUUUUGUGUUUGUCUUUUUUUGCGAUGUAGUUCAUGUUCAUGUAGCGGAUUUAGAUGGCGGGAUUGAAAAAAUAAAUUAUCCUCAGGUACUCCUUUCAAACGAUGAAUACCACUUUAAUCCACGUCCCCGACCAAUUCCGAAAGUUGAUCAUCAACCUGGAACCCUGCAAGGGCAUCGUGUACCUGUUCGUGCGAAAAACGCGGCCCUGCUACCCGGAUCCCUACAGCUGCAUGAAGUUUGGCCCCACGGUGGCCGGCAGUUCGCAGGAGACCGUGCCCCAGGCGGACGAGUGCGAGUGGACCCACUACGUGUCGGUGAUUGAUGGCACCCGGGAUGGCGCGCCGACCUUCUUCGAAUUACCUUUGACUUCCACCCGGUACUACAUCGCAGUCUACGCGAAGGAGACCUCCUCCUACACCUUGACGGUUUUGACCGACAUCGGGGCCUGGCCCCGGCCGGGGAACGAGGGACAGCUGCAGGCCACGCAGUUGCAGGAGCUGCAGGUGCAAAUCGGCUGGGACACGGCGUAUUACCGGCCCACAGGGGUGUCAGAAACACUGCAGUACUACGUCUGGUCCGCCAUGCUGCUGGAGCGGGACCAAAGGACAAACGCAGCGGUGUUCUUGACCAAAAGAAAAAUCAUGAACACGGUAUUGGUUUAUUUUCACUUGUUCAGUAGCAUAGAGUCCUCAAAAAUGUGGACGUUGUAGAGUUCUUUGCAAUAGUCUUGCUAACAAGAGAUGCGAGUUGGAGAGUCGACAUGAUGAUAGAUCGAUGAUAAUAAAGAAAGUACUAGUACAUCAAAAUCCGAAAAUGCUCCAUCACACCCUGCUACAGGUCUGCGGGCUGACGAACAACACGGACCGGCCCGCCACCCCGACGCCGAUUCCCGCCAGCCGGUGCAGCGGCGGCAAGUGCAACGCCACGAUUGACGGUGUAGUCACGGGCAAGCGCUACGUGUUCAAUAUCAAAUGCGAAAAUGUCUGUGUCUGGAAGAAUGCAAGAUUUGUCAUGCAUAUUCCGGAUCACGCCAAUGGUGUCUGAUGCAGGCAAAAGCAUCACAGGUUUUGAGCACGCCUCACGAUGCGUGUCCUGCAUGAGAAACUUCCUACUUGCGUACCAAGAAAUGGGCAGCCUUUGCCGCUCAUGCAACACAAAUGUUUGUGUGUUCCAGAGUUUGCAUCACAAGUUCCAAAGCUUCCAGACCCAGACAUCUUUGCAAUGCAUAUUCAACGUCGUCGCGGAGUCCAAGCGCGGGUACAACAUGAGCUACGCGGGCUUGAUAUGGAUGGCAAAUAUGUCUGGGUCUGGAAGAAUACAAACUUGUGAUGCGUAUUUCAGAACACAGAAAAAUCUCUGAUGCAUAGGUAGCAAAAGCUGCCCACUUUCUGUCACCAAAGUGGGGGAUUUGUCAUACGCAUUCGGCAUUGCGGAAGCUUCUCGAAACCUGUGAUGCUGGGGCUUCCAUGCCAGACCUUCUGCGUCAUGCAAAAACAGCAUGAGUCUUCCAGACCCAGACACUUUUGCAUUUGAUACUUGAUCCUGCGCACCGACUGGUCGGUGGAGCGGCGAGCUGCGAGUCAGCAGACUUUGAUGGCGGUUGGGGGGCUGACCGGGUCGAUUUUUGCCAUGGUCAUCGUCAUCUACUGCUGGAUGAUCUCGUUGUAUGGGAAGUAGGAGGAGAGGAGAUGAAAGUGGGUAUUUUUGAGGAGUGCAUUACUACCAGUAGUAGUGCAAAGAAGCAUCUUGUUCUGAACUUAGUUUUGUCGCCAAAAAUACUAAACGAAAUGCGAAACACCACAUCAAUUUGCUCAACGGGAAGAAAUAAUAAAUCACAUCUGUUUUGUCGAAAAUUUAGCCGAUCACGAGUUCAAAUGGUAUAAUACUAUCGCUUUUAGAAGAUGAUCAACGAAGUAAAUCACAGCUUCGCGUUUUAUCGUUUUAGUUUAGUCACAAGUUUAGUACAAAAAGUGCCGAGCGGAUGGAGGGCCGCCGAGAGGUUUCGGUUUUGCAGAAGAAGUAGUACCGAAAGUAAAUGGGAAGAGGAGGAGCGUCUGCGAGGUUGCAAAAAUUCUCGGGUCCGGACUCUUCGUUCGGCACUUGUCUCGUAAGGAGAUGGAAAAAUUGCAUGAACACUUUGAAUUAUACGGGGACAAACUCUGUACAAAUUUGUUCUUUGAUUCAUUGGAAAAAAUGGA
Molecule: messenger RNA, 3428 nt
Organism: Amoebophrya sp. A120
Lineage: Eukaryota; Dinophyceae; Syndiniales; Amoebophryaceae
Source: the annotation of a GenBank genome assembly